AGUAGGUAACGCAUCGAAGAUAACAGUGUGACCACUAUUCGUACACGAUAUUACGCGCACGCGUAAUUUACAAAAAUUUCGAGUGUGCCAUGAUAAAACAGUUGAGCUAAAACGUAGGCGUUUUAGCAACGCAUUCUAUACACUGGUUCUCGCACUACCGGUAAUCCCUAUUUCACUUUCGUACACUUUGCCCACGAGAACGAACGAACCGAUUUGGUAAGGGUCAACCAAAGGGGGAAGUCGAUCGAUCAAUUCAAUGGCGAGUGCCGCGGACUUUGCUUACGACGUGUGCAAAAAACGGUUGCAAAACAAUGAAGAAUCGACGGAAGACAAGAAGAAUCAGUUUCUAAUCAGAUACCGGGAACAAUUAUACGACAUAAAGGGAUUUCUUCGAUAUCAUCCCGGUGGCAAGAAAACAUUGGGACACUUUAAAAAUCGAAGCUUGGAUAAAGUAUUCGACGAUAAUCCACAUUCGAAAGCGGCGUUCCACCUGUUGGAAGACUUCAUAUUGAACAAUCAAGAGAAAUAUCAAGAGUAUGAAGACCUGAUUGAUUGGAACGCGCCUAUACUUCGACAAGUAGGAUCGUUAAGUAAUCGAUAUUGGGAAUGGAUGAAUUUACCAGUGAAUCGACCAAUUCGUUUAUUUGAAUCAAAUAUCUUAGAGAAAUUAUCGAUCACACCUUGGUAUCUAGUACCGAUAGUAUGGAUCCCGCUGUGUAUCUACUUCCUUUACUCAGGAUGGUUAUGCGUUACCGACUCUUACAAUGGAAACACCUUGUUCGAAGUUUUAAUCUCUUAUAUACUCGGUAUAUUGAUAUGGAGUAUAUUAGAAUAUGUACUUCAUCGUAAACUUUUUCACUUCAAACCGCCCGCCACUUCGAAACUACUAAUUUCUAUACAUUUUAUACUUCAUGGCGUUCAUCACAAGGCACCGUUUGACGAUAGAAGAUUAGUAUUCCCUCCAGUACCAGGUCUUUUGAUAGCAACGUUGAUUUUGUACAUUUACCAAGCGUUGUUUUCUCAAACGAUGUUUAACUUUAUUGGCGCUGGUACAAUAACAGGCUACAUUAGCUACGAUUUGAUACACUAUUAUUUACAUCACGGCGCGCCGAAGGAUGGAACGUUUCUUUAUCUUCUGAAAAGGAAUCAUAACUAUCAUCAUUUCUUACACCAUGAAUUAGGUUUUGGUAUCAGCAGUAAACUAUGGGAUUACGUGUUUGGAACGAGCAUCAGUUUACGGCAAUUAACGAAACCGAUCGAAUGGUAAAUCGAUCCAUUACAAAAUAACUUAUACAUAUACGCUUUGCAAGCCAAUAUUUUGUAACAAACGAAUAGUAUGAACUAAGUCAAUUGCAACGUACAAUCGAUUGUUCGAUGAUAAAUAUAUUUUAAGUACAAAGAAGGAACAAAAUGCACGAGGUAUUGUACAAAGAGACGAACGAGAUCUUAGUAAGAUGAAACUGCUAAACUAUGCAUUACUAUCAAGCACCUAAACAAACUGAUGCCUUAAGUACAUGAUGAUUUUUGAUCUAUGCUCAUUUUUUAUAAAAUUGACAAGCAUAUACCAAAACAGAUCAAU
This is a messenger RNA of Habropoda laboriosa, 1579 nucleotides long. It is a transcript of the gene Fa2h, whose product is annotated as fatty acid 2-hydroxylase. Gene Ontology annotation, biological process: lipid biosynthetic process; fatty acid metabolic process. NCBI's taxonomy places the organism in Eukaryota, Metazoa, Arthropoda, Insecta, Hymenoptera, Apidae. Gene Ontology annotation, cellular component: membrane; endoplasmic reticulum. The transcript is spliced from 6 exons. Bases 257 to 1267 code for a protein of 336 amino acids. The record is from RefSeq and is a predicted model, not a curated record. Gene Ontology annotation, molecular function: fatty acid 2-hydroxylase activity; iron ion binding; heme binding.